Molecule: messenger RNA, 1527 nt
Organism: Puma concolor (puma)
Lineage: Eukaryota; Metazoa; Chordata; Mammalia; Carnivora; Felidae
Source: RefSeq, a predicted model, not a curated record
AUGUCCGUGCAGGUGGCGGCCCCCGGAAACGCGGCCCUGGGCCCGGAGCGCCUGAGCCCCGAGGAGCUGGUGCGCCAGACACGGCAGGUGGUCCAGGGGCUGGAGGCCCUGCGGGCGGAGCACCGUGGCCUGGCUAGGCACCUGGCGGAGGCCCUGGCAGGGCAGGGCCUGGUGGCGGGCUUGGAGCUACUGGAAGAAAAGCAGCAGGUGGUGAGCCACGCGCUGGAGGCCAUCGAGCUGGGACUGGGUGAGGCCCAGGUGCUGCUGGCCCUGUCCGCGCACGUGGGCUCCCUGGAGGCAGAGAAGCAGCGGCUGCGAGCGCAGGCCUGGCGGCUGGCCCAGGAGAACUCGUGGCUGCGGGAGGAGCUGGAGGAGACGCAGCGAAGGCUGAGGGCCAGCGAGGAGGCCGUGGCCCAGCUGGAGGAGGAGAAGAGCCACCUCGAGUUCCUAGGGCAGCUGAGGCAGUAUGACCCGCCCGCGGAGAACCAGCGGCCUGAAUCCCCGCCUCGCCGGGACAGCCUGGCCUCCCUGUUCCCCGGUGAGGAGGAAGAGAGGAAAGGUCCGGAGGCAGUGGGGGCCGCAGCCGCUCAGCAGGGGGGCUAUGAGAUCCCCGCCCGCCUUCGGACCCUGCACAACCUCGUGAUCCAGUACGCAGGGCAGGGCCGCUACGAGGUCGCCGUGCCACUGUGCCGCCAGGCCUUAGAGGACCUCGAGCGGAGCUCAGGCCACUGCCACCCUGACGUGGCCACCAUGCUCAACAUCCUGGCGCUGGUGUACCGGGACCAGAACAAGUACAAAGAGGCCACAGACCUUCUCCACGAUGCCUUGCAGAUUCGGGAGCAGACGCUGGGCCCCGAGCACCCCGCGGUGGCCGCCACCCUCAACAACCUGGCUGUGCUCUAUGGGAAGCGCGGGCGUUACCGGGAGGCCGAGCCGCUGUGCCAGCGUGCCCUGGAGAUCCGCGAGAAGGUCCUGGGCACCGACCACCCGGACGUGGCCAAGCAGCUCAACAACCUGGCCCUGCUCUGCCAGAACCAGGGCAAGUUCGAGGAGGUGGAACAGCACUAUGCCCGAGCCCUGAGCAUUUAUGAGGCCCUGGGGGGGCCCCACGACCCGAACGUGGCCAAGACCAAGAACAACCUGGCCUCGGCCUACCUGAAACAGAACAAGUACCAGCAGGCAGAAGAGCUGUACAAAGAGAUCCUCAGCCGGGAAGACCUGCCUGCCCCUCUGGGAGCCCCCCCCACAGGCACGGCUGGGGACACAGAACAGCAGCCCCUGCGUCGGAGCAGCUCAUUCUCCAAGUUCGCUUGGUCCGCCAGUGGGAAGCCGGAAGUUGGUCUCCGUCUGCCUCAGGCUGAGGGGGUGGCUGGGGCAGCAGGAAUGAAGAGAGCCAUGUCGCUCAAUAUGCUGAACGUGGAUGGUCCAAAGGCUGCAGGGACCCAGGUGAGGGGGUUCACCAACCAGCACCUGAGCGAGGCUGCUCGGACCCUCAGCGCCAGCACCCAGGACCUGGGCCCCCGCUGA